Molecule: messenger RNA, 450 nt
Organism: Penicillium chermesinum
Lineage: Eukaryota; Fungi; Ascomycota; Eurotiomycetes; Eurotiales; Aspergillaceae
Exons: 1
Coding region: 1-450 (149 amino acids)
Source: RefSeq, a predicted model, not a curated record
AUGACUGAUACCUGUGGGAAAGCGACACUGCUCACUCUAUAUCAAGCAUCAGAUGCCAUCUAUGAGCUGAUGGACAAGGUCCUUGUCAUUGACAAAGGUCGAAUGAUUUUCCAAGGGCCCGCCUGCGCAGCGAAGCAGUAUUUCGAAGACCUUGGAUAUGAAUGCGCAGAGAUGCAAACCACCUCCGACUUCUUGACCAGCAUUACUCUGCCCGAGCGCCGGAAAUUCCCGCCUGGUUGGGAACAUCGAGCCCCUAAGGGCCGCGCUCUUGAACUCGAAGCGGCGUUCAAGAAUAUCGAGAUAUCAGUCGAGCAAUAUGACAUUCGGCAGACAAUGGGGAGUGUUCGAUCAAAUUCAGAGCAAGGCAGCGUCGAGGAACUCAAGCGCUCUAUGCAGAGCGACAAGUCAAGCCUCCAUAUACGACCUCGCUCUUGGUCGCGGCAACCUUGA